Lagenorhynchus albirostris (white-beaked dolphin) is the source of this 4156-nucleotide messenger RNA. It is a transcript of the gene ZNF582, whose product is annotated as zinc finger protein 582. Gene Ontology annotation, biological process: negative regulation of transcription by RNA polymerase II. The coding region runs from base 368 to 1651 and encodes 427 amino acids. Gene Ontology annotation, molecular function: RNA polymerase II cis-regulatory region sequence-specific DNA binding; DNA-binding transcription repressor activity, RNA polymerase II-specific. The record is from RefSeq and is a predicted model, not a curated record. Lineage: Eukaryota; Metazoa; Chordata; Mammalia; Artiodactyla; Delphinidae. The transcript is spliced from 5 exons.
GAAGCGCACCUGGGGCUGCGCGGGGCGCGACCACGGGGGCAACUGGACCCGAGGAGGCGGCAGGUGAGGGGCAUCGGAGCUUGCCAAGCGCUCCGGAGUCCACGCAGGACUGAGCGCCGCGGCCGAGCGGGUCGCGGGCCUGGGAAGAACACGAACGUCUCGCUUCAUCGUCGGUCUGCGGCUUUCCCGGCUCUGGACUACACUUCCCAUCGUCCCCCGCGGCGCGCGCCCUGCUUGUGCGCCCUGUCGGCGUCAGGGCUCAUAGCCCGGGUCCAUAGACCCCUUAGCUCUGCCAUCUCAGGACUCUGCCCUUCCCUAAGAGAGAAACCAGGAGGAGGACCCAUCGACCCAUGAAAUUUUGACAGUCAUGUCCCUUGGUUCAGACUUGUUCAGGGAUGUGGCCGUAGUCUUCUCCCAAGAAGAAUGGGAACAGCUGGCGCCUGCUCAGAGGGAUUUGUACAGAGAUGUGAUGUUGGAGAUCUAUAGCAACCUGGUCUCACUGGGUUUUGCCAUUUCCAAACCUGAUGUGAUCUCCUUCCUGGAACAAGGCAGAGAGCCCUGGAUGGUGGAGAAAAUAGCGACAGGAGGCCAGUGCCCAGAUCAGGUAUCCCAAUGGGAGAAAAUGGAAAAAUUUAUAAACAAAGAUCCUGAGAACCCCAGUUUCCAAGAUGACUGGGAAUGUGAAGGCACAUUUGAAACAUAUCACAGAAAUGAGGAUGGAAGUUCCAGUCAAGUCAUAAUCACUCAUGAAGAAAUACCUGCUUUGACACAGCAAACAUCCCAUAACCUGCUUCAUAACAUUCCACCUGGAAGUAGACCCUAUGUGUGUAAUGAAUGUAGAAAAGGCUUUUGGCAGAAGAAAUGUCUUCUUAGUCAUCAGAAAAUUCACACUGGUGAGAAAUCUUAUGAAUGUCAGCAAUGUGGGAAGGCUUUCCAUCGCCGUUCCUAUCUUCCUCAACAUCAGAGAACUCAUAGUGGGGAAAGACCCUAUGAAUGUACAGAAUGUGGAAAGGCCUUUGGUUCUGUCUCACUCUUUACCAGACAUCAGAGAAUUCAUACUGGUGAGAAACCCUAUGAAUGUAAGGAUUGUGGAAAAACCUUUGUUCGGCUCUCACAACUUAACGUACAUCACAGAACUCAUACUGGUGAAAAACCCUAUCAAUGUACUGAAUGUGGAAAAGCUUUCAGUUACUUAUCACUGAUUAUUAAACAUCAGAGAAUUCAUACUGGAGAAAAGCCCUAUGUCUGUAAGGAAUGUGGAAAGGCCUUUAGAGGUAUCACCCAACUUAAUGAACAUCAAAGAACCCAUACUGGUGAGAAGCCAUAUAAAUGUAAUGAAUGUGGAAAGGCCUUUGGCCAUCGUUCAUAUCUUCCUCAACAUCAGAGGAUCCAUACUGGUAAGAAACCUUACAAAUGUAAGGUUUGUGGGAAAGCCUUUAGGCAGGGCUCACAGCUUAACCACCACCAAAGAAUUCAUACUGGUGAGAAACCCUAUAAAUGUAAUGAAUGUGGGAAGGCAUUUAGGCAGGGCUCACAGCUUAAACAACACCAGAUAAUUCACACCGGUGAGAAGCCUUAUGAAUGCAAGGAAUGUGGGAAAGCCUUUAGUCAGUGCUCACAACUUACUCGACAUAAGAAAAUUCAUUCCUAAUGUAUGUAAGAAAUGUGGGAAGGCCUUCGGGCACUCUCCUCUUCCUCAACUUUAAGGAAUUCAUGCUAUGGAAAAUCCCCAUAAAUAAGUGAAGCAAAGACUUCACUGGUCUCAUCCCUCAAGGAACAUCAGGUAAUUAUGUACAACCUUGUGAAAUGUGGAAACGCUUUUUGGUUCAACUCAUGUUACAUUCAUCAGCAGAUUCAUCACCAUCACAUUCAACAUUAAAGAUCAUAUUAAUAUGAUAAUGUAGCAAAGCUUCCCAACACUACCUAUCAAUCAUUAGUAAUUGGAAAAUUUAUGCUGGCUAGCAACCAUUAAAGUAGAGAAAUUUUGGAAACCCUUUAGUUUAAGCUAAUUCUAACUUACAUAAAGAAAGCAAAAGAGAAAGUAAUCCUGUGAAUGUCAGGUAUGUGGGAAGUUCUUUAGCCAUAAGUCUCUUAUGGCUAAAGAAAAUUCAUAUUUGAAGAAUAUAAGUUAAAAAAAAUCCCCAUUCAUCAUUUACUAUGCAUCAGAAAAUACACAGUGAAUAAAACACCACACAUUUAAAAACAACAGUUAAACAUUUAACUAUCAAGUUGAGGAAGGUGUGGAGAAGUUUGUAACCAAUCAUAUAGGGCUAUAGCUCAGGUAAAAAUGUAAUAAGUUAGACAUUAACAAAAUAUUUAUGUUACAUACUACCUAAUAUUUUCUCCUUCAGUGAAACAAUGAGAGCAAGAUGAAGUGAAUGAGCAGUAUAAAACAAAACCCGUGGGAUGUGACCAUAUCUAUACUCAAAGUUACUACUUUAAAUGCAUUUAUAGAUAAGAAAACUACAAACAAUGUAAAUAAUAAGCAAACCAGAGACCUCGAGAAGGUAGAAAAUGAACAUAACUCACCAAAAGACAGAAUUAAGAAAAAAAAUUAAUUGAAAUUUAAACAGAGAAGUAGGUUUUAUUAACCUUGAAGCCUUUUCUUUAAAAAGAAAAUAUAAGCACUUAUAAAUUUCGUAAAAGUAUGCUACAGUAUUGUUAAAAACGAGGAUGUAAACAAGCAAACAAAAAAAAAGAGGAUGUAAUAACACACAUAAAGAGUAUUCAAAAAUAAGGUUGAAUGCUUUACAUUUUUGAUACCAAUAAAUUUCAAAUGUAUAUAUACUUCACUUCCUAUAAAGAAAAACCUAAGUUUUCCAGAGUUGACUGAAUAUUAGAAAAGGACAGAUUUUAUAGGGAAUUCACUUAAGUGGUUUUUUUUAAACUGUAGUAUCAUCAGUUGUUAAGAGCAAAGAUUUACCAAACUAUAAGUGUAUAGAAAAUAUCUAUGAUACAAAUUUCCAAGUUUGAAAACAUGCAGAUUUUAUCAGUUCCUUUUCUGAAUCUUGCAUAAUUUCAAUAAUAUAAACAGAAACCAAGAUUUGCAGAUGUCCUCAACCUCCCAAUUACAAAAAAAAUGUUGAGUACCUAUGAGAGCCAGGUACUUUUCUACAUGUUAAUUGUGAAUUUAAAUUUAAAAAGUCAUAAGAACUAGCAUAUUAAUACAUCUUAGUUUUUUCUCUUUAAAAUGGAAAUAUUUUUAAACCAGUAAUAUAUUCAUUAGUAUUUUUUAAACUAGAAGAUUACUUUUCAGGAAUUUAGAAGAACGUAUCUAUUUCCAAGUUUGAUUAUCCUUCCACAGUUUACACAGAUUAACUAAAAGGAAAAGAUUUAAAAAUUACUUGAUCCUUGCAUUGAAGAAUGGUAUGAUGACCUAGGUAGAAUCAGAAUGUGAUACUUAAUUAUUAACCACAAAAAUAAGAACAACUUAGAAUCACCUGGACAUAUGCAUUUUCUUUAGAAAAUGUGGAAUGUCUUCUUUUAUUCAGCCUUCUUUAAAAUGGAAAUUUAAAAAAAUGAAUAGAAAGCUACAUUUCUCAAUUUUUACAUGACUUAUACAAAUGUUUGUAAAGGCUGUCCUUGGAAGAGAAUUGAAGAAAACUUUAGCUAAGCAAGUUUAACCUAUGUCUCAAGAAGACCAGUUCUAACUAUGUCUUCCUCUAUAUCCAAAUGAAAACAUUACUUUUGAGGUUUCCUUCAGUCAAGUAUAAAAAGGAAGAUUUCAUAAUAUCAGUGUUUUGCUUUAUUUUUAAAGUUUGUAUUUAAGCAUCUCUGAAAUCUUUAAGCAUGAAUCUUGAAAGAACUGCUUGCAGUCCUAAAAUGUAUUAUUUUGUUUUUGUUUUGUAGGAAAUAAUGUUAAUAGUCCUUGAAAUAUAUGCUUCUUAAAUUCCUCUGUUACAUCGUGAACGACAUCAAUAUAAUUUUUCUUCUUUUUGCUUUAGUCUUCCAACCGUAUAUAUUCUGUGAAAAUUUCUAAACAGAGAGAAAGCAAUAUUCUCUAUUUCCAACUUUUGUUAGGUUUUAGGAUAACUGACAAGAUCAGAAUGAAGUCAUUACAGCAAUCAGUUAUUACUGUUUCAGUUAUUCUUGAUUUGUGACAACUGUUCUUCACUAUACCAACAGAAUGUUUAAGUGGCUAUAAUAAAAUCAGUCA